AUGGAAUUGAUACUAGCUGACUUUCAUCGGGACCUUGGUAACAUCAGCUCGGAUAUACAAGAUCUGCAAAUAAGACACAUUCUUCUUACUCCUGUAACUGAACAAGAUUUCAUGGAAAACCUUCACGAACUUGAUCAUAAAUUGAACAUAAUAUCUGGUCAAGGUGUUUUGGAGUACCCUGCCUGUCAAGAUGUUGGAUCGUUGUUGAAGAAAUUAAAAACCAAGGCUAUCACUCGAAUACGAGAGUUUCUUUUGGAGAAAAUUAAGGUACUACGUAAACCGAUGGCAAAUUAUCAGGUCCCUCAAUCUCAGCUUUUGCGCUUCAGGUAUUUUUAUGAAUUCCUUCUGAUUCAUGAAAAAGACCUUGCAAGGGAGGUUCGAGGCAGUUAUCUCUCUACAAUGGAUAAGGUCUACUUCGCCUACUUCAAAACUUAUGCGUCUAAGCUGCUCAAACUUCAGGUCGAUAGUUCUCCCGAGAAGGAUGAUCUCGUAGGCAAAAAGUCGGAUGAACUGAACAAUUGGAAUCAGAGUUCAGCCCCGCCAAGCGUUGUCAACGUUUUACAGUCGUCUUCAGCUACUACAGUUCAGCCCACCUCACGUCCUGGUCAUUUUGGUCUUGGUGACCGAGCUGAGAGAUUGCUAACUAAAGAAGGUCUCCAAGCCGCUAUCCUUCUACCUCAUGCAGCAGCAAAGAACGAGUCUAAGUAUUUGAUUGAAGAGGUUUACAGGUCGAUCAAUUACGCCCUUCUUGACACAGCUUGCCGAGAAUACGUAUUUCUUGGUGAUUUCUUCCUUCAUAGCUUUGGUUCUCCCGUUUCGAACUCAAAGGCUCCACUCACAAGUGAACAGGUAGCUUUGUCAUUGUUUGACAAAGUCUUCAGUCGAACUCUUGACACAUUGGACACAGGCGUAAUGCCAACACUAAUUCAAAUUGGGCAAUAUGAUCUCCUUGGGGUCUUGCUGAGUAUUCAACUUACCCAUUUAAUGAUUAGUUUGAUGAAGGAGCGUGGAAUUCCCAUCCUCGAACGCUAUUGGCGUAGCCAGUUGGACACAAUGUGGAGUCGCGUAGUGGAUCGCAUGGAUGCACACAUCGCGUCCUUGCGAAAUCUAGACACGUCUCAAUUUGCUCAAUUAGCCGCUCUUCAUCUGCGUGCUCAACGAGGUGGAAGUAUCAAUGAGGCAGCUGCCGUAGCCAACCUCUCCCCUCGUGCCUAUAGCCUCAUUCGUCCCCAUCCUGUGGCUCGUCGCUACGCCGAAUUAGCCGCUAGCCUACACACCAUUGGGAGCGCUCUCUCUGUCUCUGAUACAUCAAAAGGGGGAAGUGAAGCGGUAGGACAGGCGGAAGGACACAAUUUAGAUCCGCGGGUUGUUCUCGCUUUGUCCAGAAUGCAUGCUGAGUUCGAAGCGGCCUGCUACCGCCUCGCCAAGGCCCUUCCUCGUAACCGUCUCCGACUUGUCUUCCUCAUCAACAACUUUGACCUCAUCGUCAGUGUUCUCUCAGAGAAAGGAGCUGGCAACGCCCCAGAGGUUAAUCGGUGUCGAGAGGCAAUUGGAAUGCACACGGUAGCCUACAUUGAUCAGGCACUUCUACCUUACUUCGGCAGUAUGAUAAACUUCAUCCAAUUAGUAGAGAAACGAAGCCCCGAUGAACCCAUCGAUCAAAACGAAGAGAGCAGAGUGACUCGUAUUAUCAAAGGGUUUAACAUCGAUUGGAAGAAUUCAAUUGAGAAGAUCAACGGCGAAAUUAUGUUAGAAUUCGCGAAUUUUACACUUGGGACUCAGAUCUUCCACGCCCUUCUUUCCCAACUCGUUCAAGUUUAUCAUCGCUUUCAAAAGGCUAUGACCCUUCCACCGUACAAAUCAAUGUCGGUGCGUAAUCAGUUGGUCAGUAUCCAUCAGAUAAUGAGUGAGAUCAAGGCUUUCAAGUCAAAUUUUUGA
This is a messenger RNA of Hydatigera taeniaeformis, 1938 nucleotides long. The record is from the annotation of a GenBank genome assembly. NCBI's taxonomy places the organism in Eukaryota, Metazoa, Platyhelminthes, Cestoda, Cyclophyllidea, Taeniidae.